GGGAAAAGGGUGGCCACGUACCUACCUGACGAUUGACAUUUCGAUCCUUCUCUCCAAAGCAUUUGCCAUACCACAGUUUCUACGACUCGGAAGGGAAAAAGAUAGCAAAAGCAUACAAGCCAUCUUUUUCAUCGACAUUGCGACAAAUUCAUCCAUCCUCCCCCACCUUUUUUACCUACCUACACACACACACACACACACACCCCGCAAAACACAGAUACACGCACGCGGCGCAGCCAUGUCCCGCUCCACCAUGACCGGUCCCGCCCUCGGCGCGGCAGCACUCCUCGGAGGCGGCGUCUACAUGAUGCGCGGGAGCAAGUCCAAGAACCAAGACGCAACGAACGACCCGGCCGGGGUGGCGAGGAAGAAAGAGCAAGCCGACGCAAAGCGCGACCUCGGCCUCGGAGGCGCCGGGGUGGGCGGCAACACCAACACGGGCGGCACCGAGCUCGGGUCGGGCCUCGCGAGCGGCAACACGGGCGAGAACCAGGGCCGCUGGCGACAGGCCUCCGGCCGCGACGUGCCCCGGGAGAACCUACCCUCGGGCGGCGUCGGCGGGGGGUACGGCGGGAACAACGCCAACACGCGGGCCGUCGAGCACACCAAGGGCAGCAGCACCGGCGGCGGGUCCGGCGCCGGUGAGAACAAGACGCAGGGCGUCGGCGAGAUGCUCCAGGGCGCGUUGGGCUCGAAGGGAUCCCGGGAGAAUGAGCAGGAUCGGGGCCACGAGGGCGGUCCUGGGGGCCGAGGUAGGCCGGAGGGUGCGCAGGGGAUCGAUCGCCAGGAUACCAAGGUUUGGAGCCACUACGGCGAGUCGCCUACGAAGCGUGGGGGUGGUCCUUUCGAUAAACAUCGGAAGGAUGUCACGGCGUCGGGCGUCAAUCCUGAUCGGUAGGGGUCAUGUGUCAUGUUGGUGAUGUUGGCCAAAAGGUUGAUUCAUUCAUCGACUCGUGGUUGAGUUGGCC
This is a messenger RNA of Sodiomyces alkalinus F11, 968 nucleotides long. RefSeq lists its product as hypothetical. The record is from RefSeq and is a predicted model, not a curated record. The transcript has a single exon. Lineage: Eukaryota; Fungi; Ascomycota; Sordariomycetes; Glomerellales; Plectosphaerellaceae. The coding region runs from base 239 to 898 and encodes 219 amino acids.